AUGAAUCCAAAGGAAAGAAUGACGUCUGCAGAAAUAUUAGAAUACAUAGAAAGCGAGCAAAAUUCAAACUCUGCAAUUAGUUCUGCCAAUUUUAAGAAAGCUCCAAUUGAUCCAUUACCAAGACUCUUCGCUAGAAAUAAUACUCCGUUGCAUAUUAAGGUACGAAGAAUUAAUGCUAAGGCGUUCGGUAAUUUGAACCUCAGAUAUCGUAAUCGAUUAUUUAAUAAUAAUAAUUUGUAA
Messenger RNA from Trichomonas vaginalis G3, 240 nucleotides. Its product is annotated as protein serine/threonine kinase protein. The record is from RefSeq and is a predicted model, not a curated record. The coding region runs from base 1 to 240 and encodes 79 amino acids. The transcript has a single exon. NCBI's taxonomy places the organism in Eukaryota, Parabasalia, Trichomonadida, Trichomonadidae.